AUGAAUUAUGGUUUUGAGAAAGAGAAGUAUUGUUAUAAUUAGAAAUUUGGUUGUGGAUUUGAACCAGACUAUAGAUUAGUUUUGUUGGAAUAAGAAAAAGCACCCAGAGUUUAAUAAAGGGAAGAAGGUUUUUUUGAAAUUUUAGCCAUGAUCCAGGGUGUUGAUUAAUAAUUAUUCAAGUAGAUUAUAGAAAUACUUAGAGAAGAGAAAAUUCAGAAUGUACUUGAAUUUCUUUCAGAAAAUUAUAAAUAAAAGCUUAAAAAAUAUUUAACAAUUAAGGCAAAGAAUUAAAGCAAUGUUAAAAAAAAAAUAAUGAAAAUAAAUAAUACUUUAGGGAAAAUUUUAAAUGAUCCCUUUAGUGAAAAUGACUAUUCUUAAGAAAACUAUAGAGAGUCAAUUUAAAAUCUAAUCAAUAAGAUUAGAGGAAAAAAGGAGAUUAUUGAGUUUUUAAAAUUUUUAGUCCACCUUACAGCUAUUGAUGAAAAAUUCAUUUAAUCUGGUUCUAACGGACUACAUUUAUUAGUAUGUAUGAAGGUUGAUCUGUAGAACCAAUGUUUUGAGAAUAUAAGGAUCAAGAAUACUUCUUUAAUAGGAGGCAAUUUUGUAAGAUGCAAUUUCAGUGGAUCUUAAUUUGACGAUGUUGAUAUAAGUGGAAUAAAUCUAAAUGGAGCAUAAUUAUUUAAUUGCUAAUGGAAAAAAUUAAAAAUCACUUAGCUAUUUAAAUAAGAUAUUGAUACUCAUUAUGUUCAAUCUAUUUGUUUAUCUCCUGAUGGUGCUACAUUAGCAUCUAGUAGUAUUGAUAAUUCUAUCCGUUUUUGGGAUGUUAAUACAGGUUAAUAAAAAGCUAAACUUGAUGGUCAUGUUGGUGGAAUAAACUCAAUAUGCUUUUCUCCUGAUGGCACUAUAUUAGUAUCAGGUAGUAAUGAUAAUUCAAUUCGUUUAUGGGAUGUUAAAACAAAAAAAAAAAAAGCCUAAUUUGAUGGUCAUAGUAGCGCUGUUAAUUCAUUAUGCUACUCUCCUAAUGGCGAUAUAUUAGCAUCUGGUAGUAAUGAUAAUUCAAUCCGUUUUUGGGAUGUGAAGAAAAGAUAAUAAAAAGCCAAAUUAGAUGGUCAUAGUGGUAGAGUAAACUCAAUAUGCUUUUCUCCUGAUGGUGUUACAUUAGCGUCUGGAAGUGCAGAUAACUCAAUCCUUAUAUGGGAUGUUAAGACAGGUUAAUAACAAGCUAAACUUGAUGGUCAUAAUAGUGGAGUAAACUCGAUAUGCUUUUCUCCUGAUGGCACUAUAUUAGCAUCAGGUAGUAAUGAUAAUUCAAUUCGUUUAUGGGAUGUUAAAACAAAAAAAAAAAAAGCCUAAUUUGUUGGUCACAGUGAUUGGGUCCAAUCUGUAUGCUUCUCUUUCGAUGGUACAACAUUAGGAUCUGGUAGUUAUGAUCAAUCAAUUCGUUUAUGGGAUGUUUAGACAGGAUAAUAAUAAGUUAUAUUAGAAAGUCAUGUACAUUAUGUCCAGUCAGUAUGCUUUUCUUCUGAUUGUAAAACAAUAGCAUCUGGUAGUGCAGAUAACUAAAUUUUUUUAUGGGAUGUUAAGACAAGGAAAUAAAAAGCCAAAUUGAAUGGUCUUAGUGAUGGAGUUAACUCAAUAUGCUAUUCUCCUGAUGGUACCACAUUAGCGUCCGGUAGUGCAGAUAACUCAAUCCGUUUAUGGGAUACUAAGACAGGAUAAUUAUAAGCCAAAUUGGAUGGUCAUAGUAAUGGGGUUAACUCGAUAUGCUUUUCUCCUGAUGGUAACACCUUAGCAUCUGGUAGUGCAGAUAACUCAAUCCGUUUAUGGGAUAUUAAAACAGGAUAAUAAUAAGCCAUAUUGAAUGGUCAUCGUAAUAGGGUUAAUUCAAUAUGCUUUUCUCCUGAUUUUACCACAUUAGCAUCUGGUAGUGCGGAUAACUAAAUCCGUUUAUGGGAUAUGAAGACAGGAUAAUAAUAAGCCAUUUUGGAUGGUCAUAGUAAUGGGGUUAACUCAAUAUGCUUUUCUCCUCAUGGUACCACAUUAGCAUCUGGAAGUGCGGAUAAAUCAAUCCUAAUAUGGGAUGUUAAGACAGGAUAAUAAUAAGCCAAAUUGAUUGGUCAUAGUGAUGGAGUUAACUCAAUUUGCUUUUCUCCUGAUGGCACUACAUUAGCAUCUGGUAGUAGAGAUAAGACUAUCCGUUUAUGGAAUGUUAAAACAGAAUAAUAAAGAGCCUAAUUAGCUGGUCAUAGCCAUUAAGUCCAAUCAGUCUGCUUCUCACCUGAUUUUACUACAUUAGUAUCUAGUUGUGGAGAUAAGCAUAUCAUUAUAUGGGAUGUCAAGUCAGGAUAACAAAAAGCCAAAUUAGAGGGUUAAAACGAAUAUUUUGGAUCAGUAUGCUUUUCUCCUGAUGGUACUACAUUAGCAUCCGGAAGUUCAUAUAAUUAAAUCCGUUUAUGGGAUAUUAAGACAAGAUAAUAAUAAGCUGCCGCGGAUGCUAAUAGUAAUAGAAUCAGCUCGAUAUGCUUAUCUCCUGAUGGUACUACAUUAGCAUCCGGCAGUUUAGAUAACUAAAUUCGUUUAUGGGAUGUUGAGACAGGAUAAUUAAAAGCUAAAUUAGAUGGUCACACCAAUCCUGUAAUUUAAGUAAGCUUUUCUCCUGAUGGUACUACAUUAGCAUCUGGUAGUUCAGAUAAUUCAAUAUGUUAUUGGAAUGUUUAGACAGGCAAAUAAAUACUUCUGUCAGAUAAACUCUAUAACGUUAAAUUAGCAGAAUUUCCAAGUCCAUUGUUUUCAAACAAUACAUUUCCAUAAAGUAUUAAUUAUUUUUAUAUAUCUUAGUCGCAACAAGAAUUACUAUUCAUGUACUAUGCUAAACACCUAUUUUUUAAGCUUAAGGUGCUUUGAUUCUCAAUGGACAAUUUGUAAAUGAAUAAGGUAAAGAUUUACUACAAUUAUUCAAAUCUAAAGAAAGUUAAAUUUUAGAUAACAAAGUUAAAAUAUCAUAAAGGAUAUAUGAAAUCUGA
This is a messenger RNA of Paramecium sonneborni, 3023 nucleotides long. The record is from the annotation of a GenBank genome assembly. Lineage: Eukaryota; Ciliophora; Oligohymenophorea; Peniculida; Parameciidae.